This is a messenger RNA of Acomys russatus (golden spiny mouse), 1632 nucleotides long. It is a transcript of the gene Cacng3, whose product is annotated as calcium voltage-gated channel auxiliary subunit gamma 3. Gene Ontology annotation, biological process: transmission of nerve impulse; postsynaptic neurotransmitter receptor diffusion trapping; neurotransmitter receptor transport, postsynaptic endosome to lysosome. Gene Ontology annotation, molecular function: channel regulator activity; voltage-gated calcium channel activity. Lineage: Eukaryota; Metazoa; Chordata; Mammalia; Rodentia; Muridae. The record is from RefSeq and is a predicted model, not a curated record. The transcript has 4 exons. The coding region runs from base 448 to 1395 and encodes 315 amino acids. Gene Ontology annotation, cellular component: postsynaptic density membrane; AMPA glutamate receptor complex.
CGCGCGCACACACACACACGCACACACGCUCACACACCAGACCGCUCUGGGUUUCUUUUGCCUUGAGUCUCACAGGGCUGUGAGAAACCAGGCGCAUCCCAAACCGAGCUGGCAGCUCCAAGCUCAGAAGCCAUGCCCUGCACAAAAGCUCGUCCUCACCAAGCUCCUGAGGAAUGAAAGCAACCCAGGAAUCCUCUGACCGCAGCAGUGAUGUGGACCAACCCCCUGGAGCCCGCACCCUCCCGAGGGCCAUAGAGGACUCGGGGAACUGGAGAGAGCUCAAGACAGGAAAUCCCAGCUUUCCCAAAGUCCCCGUGGAUGCUGACAAAAGGAGAUCCGGAUUUUUGGAAGAGGCCGUCUUAGGUUACCCAGCUGCAGAGUGAUUCUCCCCUCCGGCACUGAAUCUCACCCUCCAACCCCCAGCCGUUCUGAGUACCAUGAAGAAUUAUGAGGAUGUGUGACAGAGGUAUCCAGAUGUUGAUCACCACUGUAGGAGCCUUCGCAGCUUUUAGUUUAAUGACCAUUGCAGUGGGCACGGACUACUGGCUAUAUUCCAGAGGUGUGUGCAGGACUAAAUCUACAAGUGACAAUGAAACCAGCAGGAAGAAUGAAGAAGUAAUGACCCACUCUGGGUUGUGGAGGACCUGCUGCUUGGAAGGGGCUUUCCGAGGUGUGUGCAAGAAAAUUGAUCACUUCCCAGAAGACGCAGACUAUGAACAGGAUACAGCAGAAUAUCUUCUACGGGCUGUGAGGGCCUCCAGUGUAUUCCCCAUCCUCAGCGUCACUCUGCUCUUCUUCGGGGGCCUCUGUGUAGCUGCCAGCGAGUUCCACCGCAGCAGGCACAGUGUUAUCCUCAGUGCGGGCAUCUUCUUUGUCUCUGCAGGGCUGAGCAACAUCAUCGGCAUCAUAGUUUAUAUAUCAGCCAAUGCUGGAGACCCCGGGCAGAGGGACUCUAAAAAGAGCUACUCCUACGGCUGGUCCUUUUAUUUUGGAGCCUUCUCUUUCAUCAUCGCGGAAAUUGUGGGCGUGGUCGCCGUGCACAUCUACAUCGAGAAACAUCAGCAGUUGCGUGCCAGAUCCCACUCGGAGCUCCUGAAGAAGUCUACGUUUGCCCGCCUACCACCCUACAGGUAUAGAUUCCGAAGACGGUCCAGUUCUCGCUCCACUGAGCCUAGGUCUCGAGACCUGUCUCCCAUCAGCAAAGGCUUCCACACCAUCCCUUCCACUGACAUCUCCAUGUUCACCCUCUCCCGGGACCCCUCUAAGCUCACCAUGGGGACCCUUCUCAACUCUGACCGGGACCAUGGGUUUCUACAGUUCCACAAUUCCACGCCCAAAGAGUUCAAGGAGUCGCUGCAUAACAAUCCGGCCAACAGACGUACCACGCCUGUCUGAGCUGACCUCUGACCUCUGCCCCGCCGCCCAGCACAGCCUUGGGGGAAGUGUACACAGAUGUCUCUAAGGUUGCAUGGCAUGGUCCUCGUGAUGGUAUCACUUUUUACAAAGAACGAAACCAAAUGGACUCAGCCCCCUCCACAUCGGUCCCUCAUCCCUCAGCCCUUUAACCCAUCCACCUCCCCCAACUUUUCUCGCUCGUCCCUCAGUGUUACCCCCCUCUCUGUGUAUCUGUAC